Messenger RNA from Aspergillus nomiae NRRL 13137, 270 nucleotides. RefSeq lists its product as uncharacterized. The transcript has 2 exons. The annotation marks the transcript as partial. The record is from RefSeq and is a predicted model, not a curated record. Lineage: Eukaryota; Fungi; Ascomycota; Eurotiomycetes; Eurotiales; Aspergillaceae.
AUGGGGCGAUGGAGAUUCAAUCAAAGAGACGCAUCCGUCGCCGCGGCUAUAAAUACCCUUUUCACACCUAUAAAAUACGACCCUUCCACCUCGCUCUCUCAACUCCUCUCUCAAGUCUCCUCCAAAUCAUCUGCCUACGAGAACGAUCACUUUCGAUCUUUUUUCAAAGAAAUCAAACACCGUCCUUCCAUACACCAUGGGUUAGUCGUUCCGAUCACGGUUGCAGCUGUGGCGCCUCCUGCCAGUGCCCCGCCGGCCAGUGCCAGUGCC